ACUUUAAAACGAAAUAACUUCGAAAAUACAAAUUUUUCUCAACAACACUCAGAGUAAAAGAUGUUUUAUACGACACAUUCUACCGAAUCGGAUCGGAUCGGAUCGAUGGAAAGGUUCCGUUUAUAUGAGUCAUCUCAUCAAUUGUCUCUCUUUAACACUUUCAUUUUCGUAUUUCUCCCGUGAUAUCUUGAAAAUUUGUGGACGAUUUCAGGCGAGCGAUUCCCUAAACUAGGUUUUCACACCCGGAAAAACGGUUUAGAAAAUUAUUUUCACAGAUCAUGGACAUUCUAAAGUUCUGUUUGUCUGCAUUAUUUUGUUUGGCAAGUGCGGCAAGUUAUGAAAUUAAGCAAAGUGGAACUGCUGUGCUCAAUGGAAACGUCACCCUUUCGAUAACAAUAUCUGAUAUGGAACGACCGGUGGUUUGGAAGUGCGACAAUUAUAAAUAUGAAUGUGACAGGACAUGCGCUGAUGGCACUGACUAUAAAGUAACACAUAGUGGAGAUACCUCCAAGCUUUGGAUCAGAAAAGUAACUGAGAAAUGUUUGACUUGGAAAUUCGAAGAUGAGAACCUUAAUGUUGGAAAAAUUGAUUUGGAUAUAAAGAGUUUGUCAAGGGCACAAAAGUAUAAGAUCACCCAAAGUGGACCUGCUGUGCUCAAUGGAAACCUCACCCUUUCGAUAACAAUACCGAACAUGAAACGACCGGUGGUUUGGAAGUGCCACAAUUAUAAAUAUGAAUGUGACAGGACAUGCGCUGAUGGCCAUGACUAUAAAGUGACUCAUUUAGGAGAUACCUCCACGCUUUGGAUCAAAAAAGUAACUAAGAAAUGUUCGACUUGGAAAUUCGAAGAUGACAACCUUAAUAUUGGAAGAAUUAAUUUGAAGAUAAAGAGUUUCUCAAGUGCAAACAUUUACAAGAUCACCCAAAGUGGAAUUGCUGUGCUCAAUGGAUGUCUCACCCUUUCGAUAACAAUACCUAAUAUGAAACGACCGGUGGUUUGGAAGUGCGACAAUUAUAAAUAUGAAUGUGACAGGACAUGCGCUGAUGGCCCUGACUAUAAAGUGACACAGGAUGGAAAUACCUCCACGCUUUGGAUCAAAAAAGUAACUAAGGAAUGUUCGACUUGGAAAUUUGAUGAUGACAACCUUAAUGCUGCAGACAUUGAUUUGAAGAUAAAGAGUUUCUCAAGUGCAAACAUUUACAAGAUCACCCAAAGUGGAAUUGCUGUGCUCAAUGGAUGUCUCACCCUUUCGAUAACAAUACCUGAUAUGAAACGACCGGUGGUUUGGAAGUGCGACAAUUAUAAAUAUGAAUGUGACAAGACAUGCCCUGAUGGCCCUGACUAUAAAGUGACACAGGAUGGAAAUACCUCCACGCUUUGGAUCAAAAAAGUAACUAAGGAAUGUUCAACUUGGAAAUUUGAUGAUGACAACCUUAAUGUUGGAAAAAUUAAUUUGGAGAUAAAGAGUUUCUCAAGUGAUAGCAUUUAUGAGAUCUACCAAAGUGGAACUGCUGAGCUCUAUAGAGAUCUCAACCUUGAGAUAUAUGUACCAAACAUGAAACGACCGGUGGCUUGGAUUUGCCAGGAUAAUAGAUAUGAAUGUGACAGGACAUGCGCUGAUGGCCCUGACUAUAAAGUGACACAGAUAGCAAGUAUCUCCAAGCUUUGGAUCAAAAACGUAACUAAGGAAUGUUUGACUUGGAGAUUUGAAGACGACAACCUUAAAGUUGGAAGAAUUGAUUUGAAGAUAAAGAAUCCGAAACCUGAACCUCCUAAACCAAAAACCUACAGUAUACUUGAGAUUGUCGGAAUCAGUUUUGGCUCACUGAUCCUUGCUGCAAUCCUUGUCGGACUCGCUUUCUUUGGCUAUAAAUAUUUUACAAAAUAACCAUCAGUAUAAGAACACUACAAUUUGUGUUCUUUUCAUCAUCAUCAUCGUUUAGCAUCUGCUUUCCAUGUUAGCAUGUGUUGGACGGUUCAACUGAUGUCUGGAAAGAAGAAAUAAUUCUGUUUAUCAGAAUAAGACUUUCACUGACUGCAUUGGCAUAGUUGGUUUUUUUAAAUAAAUUAUAUCCAUAUUUUAGCAAUAUUUUUUCCAAAACUCUGCUCCGUCUUUUACUGGAAGUUUAAAAAUCUUAAAAGCUAUUAACUGUAUAUUUAUCAACUUAGGACAACAACUAAUUUCAUUUAUAUAAUUAACAGACAAAACUACAUCAAUACACUAAACUCGAAAUCAAUAAAUUUGAAACCGAAGGAGCUGAAGGGAAAAACACAAACAGAAAAGGUCCACUUUUGAAAAAAGAAACAAAGUCGGUGGGGUACAUUUGCAUAUGUAUACCCAUUGCUUUAGCAUAAAUAUCUUCAAUUAUAAUCAAAGGGUCACUGCUUCCGUAGCCAACGAGAACAAAAUCCUUAAGAAUAGGAAAUGAAGUGUGACCCAUUUCUUCCACCUGUGACAUUUGCCACAGUGAAGUUCUUACCAUUGUUGGCGCCUCGCCUUACAGAAUGCAUUCGGUGAUCCCUAUAAGGGUACUUGCUGCACCUCCUGUUUGUGUUCUUUUGGUUUAGGAUUUGUAUUUUAAUGUGGUAUUGUAUUAUACGUGUAUCAUGUAAAGACAUGUUAUAUAAGAUAAAAACAACAGAAAAAUAAGCAAACAAAAUCAAAAUAUUUACUUAUUAAAAAAAAUAAAAACUCUUUACAGAAUUUGCAAGAAAAAUACGAGAUGGUAUCAAAAAGUUCUCAGACAAGCUAUGUUUCAUAAAAAUUACUAAUUUACCAAAGUUUUAACAACAUCUCCUGUGAAAUACUCACCUUUCACAGUAAUACACUGGCCCCAGAAUUCCUACUGCUUCAGGAAUCUGUCCUGGAAGUUGUUUUCUGUAAGCAAGUCAAGGACCUUUUGUGAUUUUAUUUCCUUUUCUGUAUAAUUGUUUAUUUAUUUUUAUAUCUGAAACGCUGAUUAUUUCUUGCAUAAAAUUAUAAAUUAUU
This is a messenger RNA of Octopus sinensis (East Asian common octopus), 2990 nucleotides long. RefSeq lists its product as uncharacterized. The record is from RefSeq and is a predicted model, not a curated record. NCBI's taxonomy places the organism in Eukaryota, Metazoa, Mollusca, Cephalopoda, Octopoda, Octopodidae. Bases 279 to 1889 code for a protein of 536 amino acids. The transcript has 13 exons.